Messenger RNA from Apis mellifera (honey bee), 4188 nucleotides. RefSeq names its product centrosomal protein of 97 kDa (gene Cep97). Gene Ontology annotation, biological process: mRNA splicing, via spliceosome. The record is from RefSeq and is a predicted model, not a curated record. The transcript is spliced from 12 exons. Gene Ontology annotation, molecular function: protein binding; U2 snRNA binding. NCBI's taxonomy places the organism in Eukaryota, Metazoa, Arthropoda, Insecta, Hymenoptera, Apidae. The coding region runs from base 44 to 2902 and encodes 952 amino acids.
ACUUGCCUUUUGACAUUUUCUGUUAUUUUAUAUUUAGAUAUUUAUGUGUUUAUUUAAAUUAAUAAUAGUGAAACACUGUAUUAAUUUAACUUAUACAGAAUCCUUAGUAUGCGAUACACUCGAUCUAAGUGGUCAAGGUUUAAAGAAGCUUCCUCGUUGUCCGUCUGAUGCAGAUAUUAGCACAUUGAUCAUUGACGAUAAUGAACUCCAGCGUCUUGAUAAUCUUGAUUCUUACCAUAGAAUUACCAAGUUAUCAAUAGUAAGGAAUCAAUUGCUACGUAUGUAUGGAGUAUCAAAGUUACAUAAUCUUGUAACUCUUAAUCUAGCAAAUAAUGGUAUUUUAACCAUAGAAGGUAUAAAGGAUAUGAUAAAUUUACAUACACUUUGUUUAGCUGGUAAUAAUAUAAAGUCUAUUGAACAUUUGCACACAAAUACUAAGUUGGAGCAUUUGGACUUGUCUGAAAAUAGUAUCAGUCAUAUCUCAGACAUAUCUUAUCUACGAAACUUAAAAGAAUUAUUUUUACAUAACAACCGUAUAAUAACAUUAAGACAAUGUGAACGCUAUUUACCUACUUCUUUAGAAACAUUUACAUUGGCAAAUAAUAACAUUACUGAUUUAAAUGAAAUGUCACAUUUAGCUAAUUUAAAAAAUUUAAUAAAUUUUUCAAUUGCUAAUAAUCCAUGUGUUAGUAUGACAGGUAAUAGUACUGGUUUUGAUUAUCGACCUUUUGUUAUCAAUUGGUGUAUGAGCUUGAAAUCAAUUGAUGGCUAUCCUGUUGAUCCUAUUGAAAGUUUAAAAGCAGAGUGGCUAUAUUCUCAGGGACGUGGUAGACAAUUCCGUGUUGGCGAACAUGCAUUACUUGCACAAUAUUUAGCAUCAGUUUGUCCACUUUCUGGUGAAUCCUUAGAAAAUGAAACUGACAGGAAGCUAAGGCUGAUUUUAAGUAAAGCACAACAUCAUCAACAACAAUUAAAUCAACAAAGUGAUACUGGAAGUGUGCACAGCUUAAGUAGCGUCGGAAUGAGUCCUUCUCCAGCCACUAGGCGUAGACUUAGUCAUAACAGGACAAGUUCUCCUAGACGUGCCAUUGCGCCAAUGUUGACAUACUAUGAAGAUAAAUGCUUACAAUCACCAAAAUUUUAUGAAGCAAAGUACUGUGUGUGCCAUUCACCUUGUAAAGGUUCAUCAAGAAAUUCAUUAAGAAUAAGGUCACCAGAUAGAAUGGUAUCUAGUUGUCAUACCGAUACUAUAGUUUCUUCAUGCCAUACAUUAUUACCUGAAGAUCAAGAAUCCUUAAUGACUCAAAGUUUGGAUCCAAAUAUGCUUUGCAAUACUUUAAAUAAUAAAGCAUCAAAUACUGUUGAUACAGAAGAAACAUCAAGUCCUUUACAAGCUGCAACAAAACUAGUACCAGUUCCAGAAUCUUUAAUGAGUCCAGAUUUUCGUCCACCAUCUGGUCUUUCUCGAGUUUUAGCAAAAACUCCACCAAGUAAAUUAACAUCACCAUGUCAAAUUACAGUGCCAAACAAACCUACUUGUGAUGGAGAUAGCAAAGCAAUUCCUAUAAUAAAUACAGUAAAUCCAAUGGCAAAAACAAAUCUUACUUCUAUUAAAGCAAAUGCACUUGUAAAAAGUAAUUCAGCAACAAAUUGUACUAUUGGAAAACCAAAUAUUGCUAAACCUAUUAUUACAAAUACUAGUAAUAAAUGUCCCCAUAGUGUGAAAAUUAAUAAUUAUGUUCAAAGCAAAACAUUGCCUGCCAAACGAAAUACAAAAAAUUCACCAAAUUUAGGCAGAAAUAUACAAAGAUUAAAGAGUACAAAUGAUAAAAUUAAAAGCAAUGUUAUUAAAAAAAAUGGAGAUGGAGAUGCUGAUAAUGCUACUCAAAGUAGUGAUGAAGAUAGCGAAGUAUGUCAAGCAAAAUUAGAUAGUAUUCGACAUAGAGCUAUUCAACGAAGACAAGAAGACAAUAAAGAUCAAGAUGAAGCUGAAAAAGCAGCAAUAUGUAUUCAAAGAAUGUGGAGAGGAUAUCAUACAAGAAAUCUUAAUAAAAAAGCAACUACUAUACUGAAAACUAUUGAAAUGAUAAGAACAAAUAAGUAUAUUCAGAAACUAACUACUGAUAUGGAAGCCACUAGAACUGCUUUAGAAAGUGAACAUAAACUACAGUUAUUGCAAAUGCAAGCAAUUAAUGCAUUGUGGAAAAAAGUUGUUAGUCUCCAACCUAGUCGAGAUUCUACAAAUAAUGACAAUGAAAAUAUUGCACAAAAUGUAGAUGUUGUAACUAAUUUAACACAAACAUGUAAUUUAUUGCAUAGUCAGGUUCAACAAUUACAAGAUUCUAUGUCAGAAAUUAAACGAUGUAUGUCGAGUAUGCAAUCAAAAUCCAAUCUUAUUGAUAAUGGUGUUGCAACUCAAACAGAAAUUUCAGCUGUUCAUACUCCAGCAGGCGAAGAAAAUUUAUUUCCUUACGCCCGUCCACAUAGACCACAAACAUUACCAAUUCAUCAAACAAUUCAUGAAGGAAAUGAAAAUAAAAGUUUUGCAUCUAAUUUGAUUGAUAGCGUUUUAAAAAAAGUAUCUCAGUCCACUGAUACAACAGAUGAUGAAGUUAAUACUGACAUUCUAAACUCUAAUGAAAAUCCCGAAGUGUUAAAUUCAAAUGAUCAUCCUGAUAUGUUUAAAAGUUGUGAAGAGAUUAUAGAACCUGAUUUCAAAGAUGUAGUAGAACAUGAUGUAAAAAAUGAAUAUGAUGUAAUUGAUAAUGCUGUUAUAAAUGGUGAAGUUUGUGAGGAAACAUUAUGUAAAGAAUUGCACAAUUUAAUUGAAACAGAAAUUAAAACAGAAAAUUGUAUGAACUUGAAAAAGGAAAAUAGUUCAGAAGAAAUUGAAAAGGAAUAACUUUAAUUUGAAAAAACAUAUAGAAAAUAGUAAGAAAAAGAAUAAACGUGCAAACUUAAAAGCCUUGAACAAAAAUAAUAAGAAAAAACAUAAAUUCUAAUAAAUAAUUUAAUAUAUGAAUGAAUGAAUUAAUCUGAGAAACAUAUAGAAAAUAAUAACAAAAAGAACGAAGAUAUAAAGUUAAAAGCCUUGAACAAAAGUAAUAAGAAACAAACAUAAAUUUCAAUGAAUAAUCUAACGUAUGAAUGAAUGACAUUAAUACAUUUUUAACUAAAAAUACUCAUUGUACAUAAGUUCAAAAACUAGUCUUAAUUAUAUUCAGAUUACAAAAUUUAAUGCUUUUAAUUAUAUUGUAUCUAUAAUAUUUUAAAAUCAAACUCAUCAAAGUUCAAAAGAUUAUCAUAGAAUACAUUUAAAAAGAAAAAGUACCAAAGACUAUAGUUUUAAACAAUCAUUUCAUUAAGUUAAUUUAUUAUGUACAUCGUGGUCAUUAAAGCAAUUUUGAAAUUUUUCCGUCCACAUAUCUGGCUUUUAAAAAAUUCAUCGAUGUAUAAAAUGUAUUAAGAAUGUUAUAUGUCUUACAAAAAGCUUUGCUCCUUCUUUAAAAUAUCAUAAAAAUAUUACUGUACAGAAGAAAUGAUGUAUUUAAUGUCAUGAAUUCCAAUGUCAGAAUUCGUCAAUUCUCAGAUUGAAAUAUUUAUAAACACACAAAUAAGAAUUUUGAUAUGUGAUGCAUUCCUUAAUAUUUUUAAGUUUUGCUAAGAAAUUUCUUGGAUAAUAUUACCUAGAUAAUUAUUGUUUUGUAUGUAUUUAUUUUUUUAUUUAUUUAUUUAUUUAAAAGUAUAAAUUCUAGAAAGAAUCAAUGUUAUUCUAAAAUGUAGGUAAUAAUGAAAACAUUUUUAAUCUAGUCACUACAAAAACUACAUAUAAUUGCUGUAGAUAUUAACUAAACUUGUUACAUAGAUAUACAGUGUUAUUAAAACAAAUAAAAUCUUUCAACGAAAACGAAUUAAUUGUUAAAAAAUGAGUUUUUGUUUAUGACAAAGAACACUACAAAAAUUUGUUUAUAUGUAUAUUAAUUAAGUUUUAUUAUUAAAAACAUUUCCAUAAAAUAAAUCAUAUUGUAAGAAUAUUAUUACAAUGAAAGAAACUAUAUGUGAGCUCUUACUAAAACUCUUACUUAAAAUUUAUUUUGUGUGACUUAUUGCGUCACAUAAGACAUUCGAUGCUCAGAAUUGUUAAGAACUUAAUAUAAAUGUUAAAUAAAUAAGACAUACACAUGAAUA